Dicrocoelium dendriticum is the source of this 892-nucleotide messenger RNA. Lineage: Eukaryota; Metazoa; Platyhelminthes; Trematoda; Plagiorchiida; Dicrocoeliidae. The record is from the annotation of a GenBank genome assembly.
AUGUCGGAGGAUUCCAGCGAACAACCUGCAUUCAAGUCUGUUGAUGCUUAUUACGCAAUUGCACGCACCUUACAAGUUCGCAAAGAGUAUAAGAGAGCAUUAUUCUACCUCGCUUUGGCCCUAAGGCAAGAUGACAAGCAUAUACCAUCGUACUUGCUACGUUCUCUAUGUUAUAUGUAUCUUUGUGAGACUGACAAGGCAUUAGCAGAUGUACAGACCGUUUUACAGUAUGAAAAGAAGAAUUUGCAUGCUCUAUUGUUACUAGGACAGAUAUACUAUCUACGUGGAGACUUUGAGGAGGCGCUACGGACGUUUCAGCAGGGACUCAGCCUUCGGCCCACUAUUCAGGAUUUCUUGGUUGGCGUACACAAAUGUGAAACGGCUAUCCAUAACACAUGCGAAGAUUGUCGCAUACGUCUAACGGCCGAUUUGGAUCUGACCGAUUUCUAUCUGGGGGCUUUUCCAACCCAUCAAGAAGUCGGAGCACCCCUAUCAACUCCUCGAUCGACGACCCGCUCAAGUAGGAACACUUACGGGAUUCAUGCUAUCGUUCCAGUCCCACUUGAACUUGAACUUCUUUUUUAUUCCUCCCGCACUUAUUGAACCAUAACAGCUUUCUAUACUAUUUUGCGUGUGCACAUUCCAUUCCCACUUCAAACUAUCGUUAUGCAGUAGUGCAUUAAACUCGGUGGACGCUGGAAAUAACCAUUUACUUAUUCAAUGAUCAUAACAAUUGUAAUUUGUACUCCAACCAUCCUACGGGACUUUUCAAGCACAUACUCUUUUAACCGUGAUAAAUCAUUGUUCAUUAUCAUUGUUCAUUGUUCGCGCUACCUUAGCAAUCUCCUCCAACUAAGAUACUUUCCAGGACUAAUAAUAAAAGCGAGGUGCA